UCCAUCAUAAUUAUUUUUGGCUUUAAACUUGUUGGGGUGAUUGUAUUGAUAGGAUGAUUCCAGUGAGAGUAUCGCGUUCGUACUCGUGUCCUUGCAUUGUUUGCCGGCCUUGCCCUCCUUCGCGCCUAUUAGGACAAUCAUGACGGUAAUUACUCGUUUAUAUGUGAUCCGACACGGGGAGACCGAGUGGAACCGGGCGAGAAUUAUCCAAGGUCAAGCUGAUUCCCAGCUCAAUGAUCUAGGAGAAAGCCAGGCCGCUAUGACUGGAGAAGCGUUGAAGGCAAUCCAUUUCGACAAAGCUUUCACGAGCGAUCUUUCAAGAGCUUCCAAGACGGCUGAGAUAAUUCUGCAGCAUCAUCCCGAAGUCAUCUUGGCGAAAGAUCAAGCUCUGAGAGAGAGGUUUAUGGGGAAGUUACAAGGAACAAAGGGACCAGCAAACCCAAACGAACCUUCCCUUGAACCCAAGGAAGCCAUGCUCGAACGAUCCGUCGGGUGGUAUAAUCGCGAGAUUGUUCCAUACAUCUCAUCACUUGCCGAAAAUCCUGACGGAAGAUGUCGGAACAUUCUGGUUACGUCUCAUGGAUGGCUUAUAAGUUCAUUUUUCAAGUUCAUGAUAACGACUGGGGUAUUAGAGUGCACCGAGGAUCUGUUAGAAGCGUCACCGAAAAUACCUAAUGCUAGUUUAUCAGUGGUGGAAUAUAGGACAAUCGGAUCUGGAUCAGAACAGAGGAUUGGGUCUACUGUUGUCCAGUACGGAGAUGCCUCACACCUAACCGGGACGCAAAUUCUGCUGGACAACGCAGAUAUAGAUGCCCUUAAAUCGUGAUUACCUUGAUGUUGACACAUACCAACUUAGAUGACGUUUUUCAGUUUGACCUUGAGACCCGCAAAGUGUUCAUCUUCGUCGUGGCGGUUCACGUCCUCGUAUUCUGGUACAGCUACUACGCGAAAAUGUCGAUGCAUGAACAUCCAUGAUCAGAGCUGAUACUUGUUAGGAGGCGAGAAAUUGC
This is a messenger RNA of Suillus bovinus, 1010 nucleotides long. Its product is annotated as phosphoglycerate mutase-like protein. The record is from RefSeq and is a predicted model, not a curated record. Gene Ontology annotation, biological process: regulation of pentose-phosphate shunt; negative regulation of glycolytic process; fructose 1,6-bisphosphate metabolic process. Gene Ontology annotation, molecular function: fructose-2,6-bisphosphate 2-phosphatase activity. Lineage: Eukaryota; Fungi; Basidiomycota; Agaricomycetes; Boletales; Suillaceae. Gene Ontology annotation, cellular component: cytosol. Bases 140 to 826 code for a protein of 228 amino acids. The transcript is spliced from 3 exons.